AUGGCGGCGAUCAGCUGCUUCAAUUGGGGGACAGUUGCCUCGCUUCUCCGCUACGGCGUGGUAGGGGCUUGGGCACAACACGACGUGGGCAGUUAUAGUACCGAUGGCCUAACGAAGAAAGAAAGAAGUUUUUACUCUUUCUACCAAGUAUUUUCGGGUGAGAAAGUGAAGCGAGCUAAUCCCGAACGCGGCUGCAGCGCCGUAUACGUGGUGCCACCUCUCCCGGCGGAGGGCCCGAGUGUUUUGGGCAGCUACUGGCGGCGCAGGCUGUGGCGCAACGGACGCGAGGCGAGGAGCAAGAAACACGGUUAUAAUGGGCGGGGGCUGACAGGGGACGCUGCGUGGCGGUGGUGCGGCGUAAGGGCAGAGCCAGCCCGCUGUCCGGUCGGCAGCAGCCUUGAGGCUUUAUGGAGGCGAGGCCACCGCAGCGCGUGUCCGGAGACCAGCCACCAGCCGCGGGAAGGCGGGGGGCGGCCGCGGAGGGGCGCUCCACUGCCUGGCGUAUAUAAGGCCCGCGCGCCGCCUCACGCCACGACGCCACCACCGACCGACGCACGACAUUUGACGCGGGACGCACGCAACGCUGCAGACAUGAGGACCAUGGUGACGGUGUUGCUGCUGGCGGCGGCGCUGUGUGGGGUGAUGGCCGCCCCCGCCCCCGCGCCGUCGCCCUCGCUGCCGCUGGUCUACGGCUACUCGACGCCGCUGCAGUACGCGGCCGCCCUCGGCUACACCGGGCCCCUCAUCAAGCCAGCCACCACCAUCUACACCGGAUACUCCGCCUACCCCUACACUUACGGUUAUGGCUAUGGAUAUCCGAGCUACUACUACCUCUGAUAACAGGGGCUCAUCUACUAACCUACCAGAAACGGAUGAACACACUAUCAACAAAGCACCUGAAAAUGUUUAAAACUUAUUUAUACAUUAUGUUAUAAACAAAUUAUGCUUAAUAAAGGUUUUAAUGACUUUUCACA
Schistocerca americana (American grasshopper) is the source of this 974-nucleotide messenger RNA. RefSeq lists its product as uncharacterized. The coding region runs from base 1 to 837 and encodes 278 amino acids. Lineage: Eukaryota; Metazoa; Arthropoda; Insecta; Orthoptera; Acrididae. The transcript has 3 exons. The record is from RefSeq and is a predicted model, not a curated record.